Molecule: messenger RNA, 1551 nt
Organism: Phytophthora sojae
Lineage: Eukaryota; Oomycota; Peronosporomycetes; Peronosporales; Peronosporaceae
Exons: 4
Coding region: 1-1551 (516 amino acids)
Biological process (GO): sodium ion transport; proton transmembrane transport; regulation of pH
Cellular component (GO): membrane
Molecular function (GO): sodium:proton antiporter activity
Source: RefSeq, a predicted model, not a curated record
AUGACGGCCUCGUUCGAGGAGCACCUCAUCGAGGAAGAGAUCAGCGAGGAGUACUCGCUCGCGUUCCAGUUCGCCACCUUCCUGCUCCUGCUCAUGGUCGCCAUCAUCCUGUGCAACCACGUGACGCACAAGCUGCACUGCCACUUCCUGCCGGAGGCCGGCGUGACCAUCGGCGUGGGCCUCCUGGCCAGCAUCUUCUGCAUGCUCAUGAAGUCCAGCUCCAUCGCCGUCAAGCUCAUGGACUUCGACCCAAACUUCUUCUUCGUGGGCAUGCUGCCCCCGAUCAUCUUCAACUCGGGCUACACCAUGAAGCGCCGCUACUUCUUUGAAAACAUCACGCCGAUCCUGGUCUACUCCAUCCUGGGCACGCUCACGAUGAGUGUCGUCGCGGGCCUCGGCAUCUACACCGUCGGCCGCUUGGGCUGGGUCAUGCGGCUGUCCAUGGCGGAGAGCCUUACCUUCGGCUCUCUGAUCUCUGCUACGGACGCUGUCUCCAUCCUGGCGGUGUUCCAGGAGCUUCACGUCGACCCAACGCUGUUCUACCUCGUGUUUGGAGAGAGCUCGCUGAAUGACGCCGUGGCCAUCUGCCUCUUCGAGACGUUCUCUCGCUUCAUUGGACACUCGUACGAGUUCAAGCCCAUGCUGUUCGCCAUCUUCGAGUUCGGCUUGGUGCUCACGGGCUCUACGAUGAUCGGGGUCAUUUUCGGCAUGAUCCCGGCGUUGCUGUUCAAGUAUGGCAACCUACGCAGCAAUUUGCUGCACGAAGUGGGCGUGUACGUCAUGUUCGCCUACCUGCCGUUCGUGGUCUCGCAGGUACUCGGCAUGUCGGGCGUCGUGUCGGUCAUUUUCGCCGGUGUGUCAAUGAAGCACUACGCCUCGGCCAACCUGACCCCGGAAGCUCGCGACGUGUGCUCUGGGGUCUUCAAUACGCUCUCGCACAUGGCUGAAACGUCGGUGUUCCUGAACCUAGGACUGUCCGCGUUUGGACUGACGGAGUACUACAGGUUCUGGCUCAUCUUCUGGAUGGCCUUCUUCUGCCUGCUGUCCCGAGGGUGCGCUGUAUACCCGCUUUCCUACUUUUUGAACCUGCGCAAGAACGCCGCCAAGAUCACCAUGAACCAGCAGCACGUGAUCUGGUACGGCGGAAUGCGCGGUGCCGUGGCGUUCGCCCUGUCCAAGUCCUUCCCCGGCGAGAAGCGCCCCGAAGUUGUGGCCACCACGCUUAUCGUGGUGCUGCUCUCGAUCAUCGUAAUGGGCGGCGGCACCGUCGCGGUGCUCGACAAGUGCGGCAUUCCACGAUUGACCCCCGAAGAGGAGGCGGCGCUAGACAAGACGGUGAAGCCGCACCGACACAUGCGCGCGCUGCAGUUCGACAACAAGUACCUGAUCCCGCUGCUGACAAACUUGUGCCAGUACGGCGACAACAGCAGCCCCCGCAAGGGCGGCUUCGGGCCGGAGGGCAGCUCCAGCAACGUGGACACCGCCGACGAGCACGAGGCUGAGGACGACGAAGUCGUGGACGUCAUUCGGCGCGAGGUUAACGUGCACUAA